AUGCCUUGCUGUGAAUUAAUAACAAACGUAAACCUCCCUGAUGAUAAUGUUCAAAGUACAUUAUCUCAAAUAGAAAAUGCAAUUUCUGAUGUUAUGGGGAAACCACUUGGUUAUAUUAUGAGUAAUUAUGAUUAUCAAAAAAACUUAAGAUUUGGAGGUAGCAAUGAAGCUUACUGUUUUGUAAGAGUAACAAGUAUUGGAGGAAUUAAUAGAUCAAAUAAUUCUGCUCUUGCUGAUCAAAUAACAAAACUACUUGUAAGCAACUUGAAUGUAAAAUCUAGACGUAUUUAUGUAGAAUUCAGAGAUUGUUCUGCUCAGAACUUUGCCUUCAGUGGUUCUCUAUUCGGCUAG
Molecule: messenger RNA, 351 nt
Organism: Plasmodium adleri (nom. inval.)
Lineage: Eukaryota; Apicomplexa; Aconoidasida; Haemosporida; Plasmodiidae
Product: macrophage migration inhibitory factor
Exons: 2
Coding region: 1-351 (116 amino acids)
Molecular function (GO): phenylpyruvate tautomerase activity
Source: RefSeq, a predicted model, not a curated record